This is a messenger RNA of Notothenia coriiceps (black rockcod), 2983 nucleotides long. Its product is annotated as stromal cell-derived factor 1-like. The record is from RefSeq and is a predicted model, not a curated record. The coding region runs from base 1 to 255 and encodes 84 amino acids. NCBI's taxonomy places the organism in Eukaryota, Metazoa, Chordata, Actinopteri, Perciformes, Nototheniidae. Gene Ontology annotation, biological process: immune response; defense response; chemotaxis. The transcript is spliced from 4 exons. Gene Ontology annotation, cellular component: extracellular region. Gene Ontology annotation, molecular function: chemokine activity.
AUGUCUCCCCAAUCGAAGCCCAUCAGUCUGGUGGAGCGUUGCUGGUGUCGGUCGACCCUCAACACGGUUCCUCAGCGCUCCAUCAAAGAGCUCAAGUUCCUCCACACACCCAACUGCCCCUUCCAAGUCAUUGCCAAGCUGAAGAACAACAGGGAAGUUUGCAUCAACCCGGAGACCAAGUGGCUGCAGCAGUACUUAAAGAACGCCAUUAACAAGGUGAAGAAAUCUAGAAGACGCAAUGGCAAGAAAAACUAAACACAAGGGAAGACGCGCAGGUUGUCAGGCCCCCCCCCCCGGGUGGAACCUGUAUACCUCCCUCACUGCUAUGGAUGUAUCCAAACACGCUGUAUGUACCCGUCCACCUCUCUGGACCACUUGCAAAACCAGCCCUUCACCCCCAGACUGUGCCCCCCAGCACCGCCACCGACCCCCCCCCCACACCCACGCAGUCACCUAGACUCUCCAUGUUAGCACCAAGUGCCAUUAUACCUCGAGUGACGGGAUAGAGAGCAACUAACUGAUUGUGUCAUCAUUUAGUCUUUUCUUACUUCGCACAAUGUGAAACAAUUUGAGCUUUUUGCCUCAAAACACUUUGUUCUUAAUGCCACCUUUGUCACGUCAGAAAAAAACAUUCAAAUCAGUAUUCCAGAAGGAAUUACAAUUGGAUUUUGUUGGCUGGUUAUGUCUUAUUAAUUAUACACCUCUCCGUGUAUACAUCUUUUGAAAAGGACUAAAUGCUAUUUCAAUGGACUAUUCCCGACUGAAAUGUAAAAGUUUCCUCUGAUAAGAAGUGAAAGUGGCAUUACUCUAUGGCUAAAAGGUCAUGGGGCACUAACAGACCAAUCAGGGCAGGCCAUGCAGGCCAACAGAGUCUUUAAAGUCUUCCAGCUUCCUCCACCAUGGACGCUCACACACGCUGCCUAAAAAAAAGCACUGAUUUUGUGGUGCUAUAUAUUCCAUAUGACGGGGGCCGGAGCCAUAGAUAUAAUUAUAUUUCACUGUUUGUUUUAUGCAAGAUUUAUGAUGGGAUGUUGUGACCUCUAUGUCUUUUUUACCAUCACAACGUGCUGUCGUUGGAGUCUGACGAGGCACAUGAAAUGGAAAGCUGAUGUUGUGCUCAGGCCAUACUCUACUGUUAAAGACUAUACAACUAAUACUUAUGAAUGCAGAUUUUUAGUUCUUGAACAUAUCAUUUAACAGAGACCAAAUAUUUAAAGAUAGUAAAACGUGCAACAUGAAGAAACCUGUGAACCUCAAAAACCAUGGCCAUCUAUUUCAUUUUAUUGUUAGAAAGAUUGUCAUAAUUGUUUUUACACCUUAUCAAAUGGACUUUAGUUAGAUGUAUAAAUGACAACGAGCAUACCACAGCAGUAUUUCCAUACCAACACCUGUCCUUGGUAGGAAAUGGGAAGCUUAUAAAUGGUCGGCCGAAUGAUAAAUAUCAGAAAGGGAAAGUUCACUUUGGCAAAAGAAAGUGUUUGAUCAUGUUUUAUAUAUAUGUAUUUGAGCCACUUUAUUAUCAGAUGUCUCUUUUAAAUGUAAUUGUUUUAUUUUUAUAUUGUGUAUAAUCUUACUAAAUGUUAUUUGAAUGCAAUGUACAGUAGGCACUAGCUACUUAAUGAAGGCUAGUCCAAUGCAAGAACCAGUGUUAAACAUAUUUUUUAAGGUUUUAGGCAAUAAUUCAUAAAGGUAUAUCGAUGUUACUACACAGUAUGAGAGACUAAAAUACAAUUUCUAAUAUUUUUUACUAUGUGGAUAAAUGAUUAGCAAAGAAAUAACAUAUCGUCCUCCUGGUUUGUUGUUCUCCGUGUCCUUAUCAACCAAUCUGCUAUGUAACAGCUGAAUAAAGUUCAAGUGAGAGCGAUUUUAAAACAAAAAGCCACUGUCAUUGUGUUACACGAGUCAGGAAGUCAUUCAGCCCACCGGUCGACCCCCUGAACACUUGAUUUGAUUUUUAUAGAUUUACUGAGGUUGAUGAAUGAUGUGACAUAGGGCCACUGAGCCAAAACAGAACAUAUCAUUUCAGUUGAAAUUCAAGCGACCGACAUGUGCUUCCAAUGUGGACACUCCCCGCUCCCCAUGGGCUUUAUUUUCCCUUUCACUCAACUGCUGCCAUACCGAACAUUUCCCCCCUCUUAAACUGUAAUGUAAGCCCCGUUGGUUUUGGUCAUUUCUCUGUUCUUUGUUUUGUUUUGUUCUUUCGGGUCUAUUUGCUGUGAGUGCCUGAUCACAGGUGAUACUCAUACCAAUUUGCAGCUAAUGGUGCAAUAAUAAAUGUAGUUCAAUUACCAUUAUUGUAAUAGGAGGUAAUGGACAUUUUAUAUUAUUAUACUAAUUUGUUUAAACACAUUGCCGUAUAAAAUAACACUGUUCCAGUUUCAAAAUGCACUGAUAUGCAAUGAUAAACUUCUAAUGUGAUUCAUUGUGCAAUUUCUGGACAAAACACCCCAUUACCAAAAUACUUUAUGAACUUAAAUCUUUUUUAAUCUAAUAUGCGAUUAUUGUCUCUAUAACAGGAGAAGGAUAUUGCAUUACAGUACAUGUGGAAACACUUUAUUAACCACACUGUUAGAACUUGUUUUCAACAUUAGUGAUAUUAAUCAGACUAUAAGUGCUUUCAUGUUUAGCAUUGUGGCCCCACAUAUUCAAUGUGAUUAUGAGUAAUACCAAUACAUCUUCAUCAGUGUGCAAAAGAGCUUUUCAAUAAGUUUGUGUGUGUAUUAUUUGAACCAAAAUACACAAUCAGGUUCAUAUUUACUUAACUAUGGUGCAUUCAUUAUCAAAGUGGGUGCAUGUGUUCCACUUUGGACCCCGAGAGAAUGUGAAAUAUUUCUUUUGAGGCAGCUUCUUCUGACAUAUGUUCUUUAUAUUCGUGAGAUUUAUUGGAGUAUUAUUCUCUGUAUUGUCACUGUUUGUAAACUGAGAGGCAGUAUUUUAACUAUGAUACUCAAGCCCUUUUUCAAUAAAGUCAUAUGAAGUCAAA